Molecule: messenger RNA, 5707 nt
Organism: Monopterus albus (swamp eel)
Lineage: Eukaryota; Metazoa; Chordata; Actinopteri; Synbranchiformes; Synbranchidae
Gene: kidins220b
Product: kinase D-interacting substrate 220b
Molecular function (GO): PDZ domain binding; protein kinase regulator activity
Source: RefSeq, a predicted model, not a curated record
UGGCGGGCUUGACACCGCAGAGGGUUCUGUCGCUGUGUCGGUGCUCAGUUGUUUUUCCAGACCAAAAUGGCUGCUGUUGUCGGGGAUGGGAAAUGAGACUGGGCUGUCAUCCGAUCACAGGCCGACGAGACGCACUCAAACCCGAGCUACUGGCGCUGAGACCCGACUCGACCGAACCCGGCUCCCUUAAACCGAAUCUGAUUCUCUUCUGACGUAGGGCGUAGUGACAGACUGCAGACAUGGACACCACCACAUCCAUCAAGAUGACCACUCUGGCCAUCCAGAACCUGUUCAGCUAUGUGGAGGAGGAGAACCUGGCUGCUCUCAAAGCUCACCUGGACCGCUUCAAGGAGGUGGACGGACGCAGCGACAAUGGUCAGACUCCUCUGAUGCUGGCAGCUGAGCAGGGCAGCCUGGAGAUUGUGCAGGAGCUCAUCAGGAGAGGAGCCAACGUCAACCUGGACGACGUGGACUGCUGGUCAGCUCUGAUCUCUGCAGCUAAAGAAGGCCAUGUAGAGGUGGUGAAGGAGCUGCUGGAGAACAGCGCCUACAUUGAGCACAGAGACAUGGGAGGAUGGACAGCUUUGACAUGGGGGUCUUAUAAAGGUCGAGUGGAGGUCGCCAAACUGCUGCUGGAGCAAGGAGCCAACCCCAACACUACAGGACAGCAGUACAGUGUGUAUCCCAUCAUCUGGGCCGCAGGUCGAGGACACGCCGACAUCGUGAAACUGCUGCUGCAGCAUGGGGCCAAGGUCAACUGUUCUGACAAGUAUGGGACCACUCCUCUGAUCUGGGCAGCCAGGAAAGGACACUUUGACUGUGUGAUGCACCUGUUGGAGAACGGAGCGGACGUUGACCAGGAGGGGGCGAACUCGAUGACAGCUCUGAUCGUGGCAGUGAGGGGCGGCUACACCGAGGUGGUCAAGGAGCUGCUGAAGAGGAACCCAAACGUCAACAUGACCGACAAAGAUGGAAACACUGCGUUGAUGAUCGCUGCCAAGGAGGGCUACACUGAGAUUGUCCAGGACCUGCUGGAUGCUGGGACCUACGUCAACAUCCCAGACCGGAGCGGCGAUACCGUGCUGAUCGGAGCGGUGAGGGGGGGUCAUGUGGAGAUCGUCAGAGCGCUGCUGCAUAAAUAUGCUGACAUCGACAUCAGAGGACAAGAGAACAAAACAGCUCUGUACUGGGCUGUGGAGAAAGGAAACGCCACCAUGGUGAGAGACAUCCUGCAGUGUAACCCCGAUACAGAGACCUGCACCAAGGACGGAGAGACGGCUCUGAUCAAGGCCACUAAGAUGAGGAACAUUGAGAUUGUGGAGCUGCUGCUGGAUAAAGGAGCCAAAGUGUCUGCUGUCGACAAGAAAGGAGACACACCCCUCCACAUCGCCAUCCGUGGCCGGAGCCGUCGCCUAGCCGAGCUCCUCCUCAGAAACCCCAAAGAUGGCCGUCUGCUGUACCGGCCCAACAAGGCCGGAGAGACGCCGUACAACAUCGACUGCAGCCACCAGAAGAGCAUCCUCACGCAGAUCUUUGGAGCUCGUCACCUGUCCCCCACAGAGUCCGAUGGAGACAUGUUGGGCUACGACCUGUACAGCUCUGCACUGGCCGACAUCCUGAGUGAGCCCACCAUGCAGCCUCCCAUAUGUGUGGGUCUGUACGCCCAGUGGGGCAGCGGCAAGUCCUUCCUGCUCAAGAAACUGGAGGAUGAGAUGAAGACGUUUGCUGGUCAGCAGAUUGAGCCAUUGUUCCAGUUCUCCUGGCUCGUUGUCUUUCUAUCUCUGCUGCUUUGUGGCUGCGUCGCCAUCGUCCUCAGCUUCACCGUCGACCCCAACCUGGCCAUGGCCGUCUCCCUCAGCCUGCUGGCCCUGCUCUACCUGUUCUUCGUGGUGGUGUAUUUCGGUGGGCGUCGGGAGGGCGAGAGCUGGAACUGGGCCUGGCUGCUCAGCACGCGUCUGGCCCGUCACAUCCGGUACCUGGAGCUGCUGCUGAAGCUGAUGUUUGUCAACCCACCAGAGCUGCCGGAGCAGAGCACCAGGGCGCUGCCUGUCAGGUUUCUGUUCACAGACUACAACCGUCUGUCCAGCGUUGGAGGAGAGACGUCGAUGGCCGAGAUGAUCGCCACACUGUCUGACGCCUGUGAGAGAGAGUUCGGCUUCCUGGCGACUCGUCUGUUCAGAGUGUUUAAGACGGAGGAGACACAAGGGAAGAAGAAGUGGAAGAAGACGUGCUGUGUGCCGUCCUUCAUCAUCUUUGUCUUGGUGCUGGCCUGUCUGGUCACUGGCAUGGUGCUGCUGGCUGUCUUUAAGGUGGACGGGGAGAACCGGACAGUGAACGCUGUGCUGAUUGCCAUCGCCAGUGUGGUGGGGCUGGCUCUGCUGCUGAACUGCAGGACGUGGUGGCAUGUGACUGACUCAGUGCUGAACUCUCAGAGGAAGAGGCUGCACAGCGCCGCCAACAGGAUGCACAAGCUGAAGAGCGAGGGCUUUAUGAAGGUCCUGAAGCAUGAGGUGGAGCUGAUGGCGAGGAUGGCGAAGACCAUCGACAGCUUCACGCAGCAUCAGACGAGGCUGGCGGUCGUCAUCGACGGGCUGGACUCCUGCGAACAGGACAAAGUUCUGCAGAUGCUACACACAGUGCGGGUGUUGUUCUCCAAAGGCCCCUUCAUCUCCAUCUUUGCCAGUGACCCUCAUAUCAUCAUCAAAGCUAUCAACCAGAACCUGAACAGCGUCCUCAGGGACUCCAACAUCAACGGACAUGACUACAUGAGGAACAUCGUGCACCUGCCCGUCUUCCUCAACAGCAGAGGUCUCUCCAGCGCCAGGAAGAUGUGUGCUGCCGCGCCCGCUAACGGGGAUGCCACCAGUGCUGACGGUAACCACGAAGAUAACAAAAGGAAACUGUCUCAGCACAGUUUGGGAGAAUUAACCAAGUUUGGCAGCAAGACGACACUGAACCGCCGGGACACGUACCGGCGGCGUCAGGUACAGCGCUCGGUGACCCGGCAGAUGUCGUUCGACCUGACAAAGCUGAUGGUGACAGAGGAUUGGUUCAGUGACAUCAGCCCACAGACCAUGAGGCGGCUGCUCAACAUCGUCUCUGUCACAGGUCGUCUGCUGCGAGCCAACCAGAUCAGCUUUAACUGGGACCGCCUGGCGUCGUGGAUCAACCUGACGGAGCAGUGGCCCUACAGGACGUCCUGGCUCAUCCUGUACUUGGAGGAGACCGACGCAGUCCCCGACCAGGCCACACUCAAGACCAUCUAUGAGAGAGUGUCGAAGAACAUCCCCACCACCAAAGACGUGGAGCCGCUGCUGGAGAUCGAUGGAGACGUUCGCAGUUUCGAGGUCUUUCUGUCGUCACGAACGCCAAUCCUAACUGCCAGAGACAUCCGGACCUUCCUGCCCUGCACCGUCAACCUGGACCCCAAACUCAGAGAGAUCAUAGCAGAUGUGCGUGCAGCCCGGGAACAGAUGAAGAUGGGUGGGGUCACGUACCCAUCGCUGCCCCUGCAGGAGGCCCAGCCCCGCCCCACCUCGGUGUACAGCCAGGUUUCGUCGGCGUGCUCGCCUUCUGCCUCCUUCAGCGGCCCCUUCAACCCUGCAGCGGGGGGUGUCGUCUCCCCCCAGCCUCACAGCAGCUACUACAGCGGCAUAGCCGGACCCCAGCACCCCUUCUACAACAGGCCAUAUUUCCCCCAUCACCUUUACCAGCUGCCACGCCCACUCGUGGCCGCCUCCUACCCAUCACACCUUCACCCAUGCCUGCCAUCUAAAACCUCCUCCAUCAGGGACGCCACCGCUGCGCCUUAUAAAGUUUCAUCUUUGAAAAGGAAGCAGGGUUCCGCCUCCGUCGUGUCAGGAGCUCCGGCCAUGCUCCUCAGCUCCAUGACAACAGAGGCAGUUUGUGAGCGGGUGCGGCAGAUUGAAGGCAUCGACCAGAGCAUGAUGGGACAGUACAACGCCACCAUCAGGAAGGCAAACGUUAACGGCAGAGUUUUGUCUCAGUGCAACAUCGACGAGUUGAAGAAGGAGAUGAACAUGAACUUUGGAGACUGGCAGCUCUUCAGAGCCACGGUUGGUCCUCAAGCUAAGAACAAACACACUAUAACAUGUGCAUAUUGAUGCUGUGACAGCUGAGGCACGCAGUCAUCCAGUGUUGAAGACAGUUCAGGUAAAAAAAAACAAAAAAACAACUGUACAAACACAGACAUACAGAACUGAGAUGUUCUUAUUUUAGUGAUGUACAGCUUCAACCUGAGCUUCGAGGAGCUGAGCACGGUGGGACUGGACGAUCCAGCCCGUCACGGGAACAUGCAGUGGAUGGGUGGUGCUCACCGAACUGCCAGCAUGAGCAGUCUGAACUCCCAGGAGUCCUCCAAUGACAUCUCCAAGCUGACGGACAAACAGCAGGCCGAGUACCGCAACGCCUACCAGGAGUACAUCGCCCAGAUGGCUCAGCUGGAGAUGGGCGGCGGCGGGGGGGAGAGGCCUGUCCGGCCAGUUCAUUCAUCAUCUGAGGACAAAAACAAGGAUGGCGUCGAGCAAGAUGGAACCAAAUCCUUCACCAAGAGGUGCAGCAGCAAGCCGGCCGCAGACACCACAGACUUCACCCCCAAUGGCGACGCCCUGGACCCCAUCACAGAGGAGGAUGAGAAGGGUGACCACGGGUCCUCCAAGUCCCUGCUGACCCGCAAAAGCUCAACUGAAAGAGGUGGGCUGUUUCAGGGCGCUGCUGACCUGAAACUCAAGACUGGCGGAGGCCUGCGAUACCAGAAGCUGACCAGCGAUGACGAAGAGUCAGAGGAGUCCGAUAACGCCCCCCUGCUGAAAGAUGGCAAGAAGAUGGUCGACCCCAAACUGCCUGGCAGCUCGCUAGCACUGAAGGGGAAGGACUACCUGUCAGACGCCAUGCUCGACAAGAAGGACUCGUCUGACUCAGGCGUGCGCUCCAACGAGAGCUCUCCCAACCACUCGCUGCAGGAUGAGGAGGCAGACCUGUCGCAGCUGGAGAGGUCCAACCUGAUCGAGUUGGAUGAGGAGAACCUGGCCAGGAAGCGAGGCCUCCCCAGCAGCCUCAGCGGCCUCCAGGAUCCGGCUGUCGCCCGAAUGUCCAUCUGUUCCGAGGACCAGUGCAGCCUGCUGGCGAGCAGCCCCGAGGAGAGCUGGCCCUCGUCCAAGACCUACAACCUGAACCGCACGCCGAGCAAUGUGACACUCAACAACAACACCAACAACCACCAGGGCAACCGCCCCCGCCUGCCUGCAGAGGGCUCCACCCCCUCCACCAACCCCACCACCAGUGAUGUCAUCAUCCCCCCGAGCUCCGGGACCACCACCAGGCCAGGGCCCAAUAACGAGAAUAUCCGAGUGGUUCACCUGAAGAGGGGCCUGAAACCAGGAGACCCGCCAGAGAUCUGCACCGUGUCCUCCGACACCGUCACCUUUGGCGAAGAGCGUGAGAGCAUCCUGUGACCUCGUGGUGACCCAUGAAGUUUAGGAGAGCACUGAGGGUCCACCAGGAGCCGCCUUUCAACCUCCAGAACCAAUCAGGAGGUUCUGAUAAGAAACUUGUGACAAGCCGUUAAAACGUGUUAAGAGUCGAGAAAAUCUAAAAAUGAAAAACGAAAAGACUGAAACAUCUGAUGAACUGAGAAAACCUGGAGUAAAAAAAACAACGUUCAACAAGCAACAAGUCGAUAAAAAUG